CAAGAAUAAAUAAGAGGGGCGCUCACGCCAAGCCUCAGGACCAUUCUGUCUCGGGACUUCCUCUUCUUUCCUUCCUGCUCCUGUAGCUCCGACUCUCCAACAUGACCGAGUUCACGCCGGAUCAGAUUGAGGACUUCAAGGAGGCCUUCGGUCUCUUCGACAGAAUCGGUGACAGCCAGGUGGCCUACAACCAGGUGGCCGACAUCAUGCGCGCCCUGGGCCAGAACCCCACCAACAAGGAUGUUGUCAAGAUCCUGGGCAACCCGACCGCCGACGACAUGGCCAACAAGAGGCUCAAUUUUGACACCUUCCUGCCCAUGCUGAAGCAGGUGGACGCUCUGCCCAAGGGUACCUAUGACGACUACGUUGAGGGUCUGCGCGUCUUCGACAAGGAGGGCAACGGCACCGUCAUGGGCGCUGAGCUGCGCAUUGUGCUGUCCACCCUGGGAGAAAAGAUGAGUGAGCCCGAGAUUGAUGCCCUCAUGACCGGGCAGGAGGACGAGAACGGCAGCGUGCACUACGAGGCUUUCGUCAAGCACAUCAUGUCCGUUUAAGCGUCCCGCAGCAGGAGAGCGUGUUCAAGGACAUCGGACACCAUUUGGAAGACCAACAAGAAAAAGACAAGGACUUUGUACAAGGGAUGUUGAAGCGAGCCCGACUUGUUUAUUUUGUUUUCCUUUCCGUUUCAACCCUCCUCUAUCGGGACAUCACCUCUCCGUUGUAGAGCCCAUCAAGCGCCCACCACCGGGGCGUGUCUCCACUCGCCACAUGGGGUGAGGAAAAGGGGGAGCAGGGGUGACCACUCAUCAAGUGAGGGCCGAUCCCUCCCUUCCCACCGCCACCUCAUUCAGUCGUGCCACCACUGGCCCAGCAACGCCAAAGGUCCUGGAGAAUGGCAGUGGAACAAUCGCCAACGAUCCCACUAAACUGUAAAUUAUUUUCACUGUUCAUUUCAGAAUAAACUUUUCCAAAGUACAUCCCA
Messenger RNA from Doryrhamphus excisus (bluestripe pipefish), 982 nucleotides. RefSeq names its product myosin, light polypeptide 3, skeletal muscle (gene mylz3). Gene Ontology annotation, cellular component: myosin II complex; contractile muscle fiber. The record is from RefSeq and is a predicted model, not a curated record. Gene Ontology annotation, molecular function: calcium ion binding. NCBI's taxonomy places the organism in Eukaryota, Metazoa, Chordata, Actinopteri, Syngnathiformes, Syngnathidae.